ACGAUAUCAAUUUCGCCGUUGCUUAAUAGUCAGUCUCCCUGUGUGAUCUGCAACAGAGAAGAAAAAAUCUGAAAGUAAUCAAAAUGGGGGAUCAGAUGGCUCGAGCAGAGGAGUUCGAGAAGAAAGCAGAGAAGAAGCUCAGCGGCUGGGGAUUAUUCGGCUCCAAGUAUGAAGACGCCGCCGAUCUCUUCGAUAAAGCUGCUAAUUCCUUUAAGCUCGCCAAAUCCUGGGAUAAGGCUGGAUCAACAUAUAUAAAGUUGGCAAACUGUCAUUUAAAGUUGGAAAGCAAACAUGAAGCUGCCCAAGCUUAUGUUGAUGCUGCUCAUUGCUAUAAGAAAACAUCUGUGAAUGAGGCCAUAUCUUGCUUAGAUCAGGCAGUAAAUCUGUUUUGUGAUAUUGGAAGGCUCAGCAUGGCUGCAAGAUACUUCAAGGAAAUUGCUGAAUUGUACGAGUCUGAACACAACAUUGAGCAGGCUAUUGUUUACUUUGAAAAGUCAGCCGACUUCUUCCAAAAUGAAGAAGUAACAACUUCUGCCAAUCAGUGCAAGCAGAAAGUCGCGCAAUUUUCUGCUCAACUAGAACAAUAUCCGAAGUCGAUUGAGAUUUAUGAAGAGAUAGCACGACAGUCAAUGAAUAAUAACUUGCUGAAGUAUGGAGUUAAAGGACACCUUCUUAAUGCUGGCCUUUGCCAACUCUGCAAAGGUGAUGUUGUAGCAAUUACCAAUGCAUUAGAGCGAUAUCAGGAACUGGAUCCAACUUUUUCCGGAACACGUGAAUACAGAUUUUUAGCAGAUAUUGCUGCUGCAGUUGACGAGGAAGAUGUUGUGAAGUUUACUGAUGUAAUCAAAGAAUUUGAUAGCAUGACUCCGCUGGAUUCAUGGAAGACGACUCUUCUUUUGAGGGUGAAGGAAAAGCUGAAGGCCAAAGAACUAGAGGAAGAUGAUCUUACCUGAAAUUUUUUUUUCUCAAAAGUUUCGGUUGUUUUGCUUUUUUCGUUCUUGAUGAUUGCAUUCUAUGAUGUGCUUGUGUCCAGUUACCCUUCCUCUACGAUGGCUACCGAUACUAAAAUGUACUUGAAUUGGGUGUUGAUCCUUGUAGGUAUUCUUAAGUUUGUGACAUGAACAUGACUUUGUAGUUCGAUUCUGGCCUAUUUUUUCUACUACUGGUUUUCAUGAUUA
Messenger RNA from Alnus glutinosa, 1178 nucleotides. Its product is annotated as alpha-soluble NSF attachment protein 2. The coding region runs from base 84 to 953 and encodes 289 amino acids. The transcript is spliced from 9 exons. The record is from RefSeq and is a predicted model, not a curated record. Gene Ontology annotation, biological process: SNARE complex disassembly; intracellular protein transport. Gene Ontology annotation, cellular component: vacuolar membrane; SNARE complex. NCBI's taxonomy places the organism in Eukaryota, Viridiplantae, Streptophyta, Magnoliopsida, Fagales, Betulaceae. Gene Ontology annotation, molecular function: syntaxin binding; soluble NSF attachment protein activity.